UUUGAAGCCGGCUGACUGGAGAAAGGGAUUGGGAAAGAGAGGGUGGAGUUGGCGACACUAUAAUUUCAGCCUGGGUGCUCAUCUGUAUACAUGUGGGUUCGGCGGGACGGCUACAGUGAAGAGGAGGCGCACACGGAGCGAGGUUUUGCAGAACAGCGGACAGGACUUGUGAGGGGGAAAAAGGGAGUGUGUGAGAGAAUAGCGCUGAAUCAGUGAAAGCGCAUUAAAGGCAGGGAGAGGGGGAGAGAGAAGAAAUUGGAUACCAGGGGGACUGUGAGGGGAGACUUUGUGAGGAAUUUUCUGAAUUUCAGUGUUGGAGGCUGAAUCUAAACACUGGUUCACCUUAACCGGCUGUUUUGAACCUUUCUAUGUACCCAAUUUGCAAGUUUGGCCAUCAAGACAUCCAUUUUAAUAUCCACAGUUUUCAGGUGAAGUUGCUCUGCCACACUGCUGCAGUCCACGAUGGAGGCGAAGGUGGUGUAUUUGCCGAAACUUUCCCGCGUUGCCGUGUGCGGUGGUACCCAUGGCAACGAGCUGUCAGGGGUGUACCUGGUGAGAGAGAGACUGAAAACGAGGAAGAAGGUGGAGGAGGACGAGCUGGUGUCCGUCAUGACGGUGAUGUCCAAUCCUCGCGCCGUCCAGCAGGGUCGGAGGUACACGGAGACCGACCUGAACCGCUGCUUCACGCACGCCACCCUCAGUUCCUCAACAUCUGACAAAACUCCUUAUGAAAUAGUGCGGUCCCGAGAGCUGAACUCUCAGCUGGGCCCUAAAGGGAGUCCUAAGGCAGUGGAUCUGAUAUGCGACCUCCACAACACCACUGCUAACAUGGGCUUGUGCCUCAUCUCCUACUCAGACUGUGACUGGAUCUGUUUGCACAUCUUCAGAUACCUGCAGAGGUCGAUGCCUGACACACCUGUGAGGUACAUUCACUUUGACCUCCCGAUCAGUGAGGCAUAUUCUCUUGACUCCGUAGGCAAACAUGGCUUUGCAAUUGAGAUUGGGCCUCAGCCGCACGGUGUUGUACGGUCCAACAUCUACACCAUGAUGCAACAAGGGGUCCAGCACAUGCUAGACUGGGUACACCUCUUUAACUCAGGAACGCAAUUUGAGGGAGGAGCAGUGGAUUUGUACACCAUGGUGAAGAACGUUGACUACCCCAGAGACCGAGAGACCCACAACAUCAUCGCUGCGGUUCAUCCCCAACUCCAGGAUCGUGACUUCUGCCUCCUCCACCCCAACGAGCCCCUGUUUCAGACCUUCUCAGGAGAGACCAUGAUGUACAAGGGGCCUGAGCCUUUCUAUCCGUUCUUCAUCAACGAGUGUGCUUAUUACGAGAAGGGCAUUGCACUCUCCCUGGCACGGAGAAGGAAUGUGGAAAUACCCUCCAUUCAGUUAGAGAGAAAAUGAGAACAGGUAAAGAAGGGAUGAUGACGUACUGCAGAAAAGAUGGGGUCUUUUUUCCGUUAGACUUGACAGGAAAACAAUCUGAGCCAUAAUAAUAAGGUUCUGGCAUUAGACAUUCUACAGAUGAACAGUGGAUUCAACACAUUUUCGAUAUCUCAGGAAUGUGGCCAAUGUUAAUGGAAAAGAUUCAAUCCACUUUAUUUUCUAUAAUAAUAAAAGCUUUAUUGAAAUGCUUUGAAUGAACACGCACUACUACUCAAUGUACAGUUGAAAAUGUACAUUUUACCUCAUGUUACAUUGCCAGUAAUGACACAAUUAUGACACAAACAAUAUUAGUGACAUUUUACGCAGGAACAUUCCUAUAUUUUAUUUGCUGGAUACAUAGAUAACAAGCUUUUUAAUGAUUAAAGGAGUACAGCAUUUUAAUAAGGCAUGCUAUGAGGUCUAGUUCCUUUCAUGAACCCAGACUUUUUCAGGCCUGAAUGUUAUUAAAGAUACAAUAGAUAAUAUAAUUUCAAUAAAAUAAAGAAAUGUUUUGUCCCCUAUAAACAUGUGUAAGCUAAUGAGGCCCUCUGAGAAUUGUUUAGCAACCCAGGAAGCUCAGUGCCUGUCAAUUUAUCAUUUUGGAGCGGCCUGCUACUUUCCAGCCAAUUAUGUUCCAGCAAUCCUGUUCCAGCCAAUUGCCUUUGGUAGGGCAGACCUUCUUCCUUAUUUUGUGAAACCAAUCAAGUCAAUCAAACUCAAGCUGGAGGAAAGCGCAGAAGUUGGGGGCAAGACUAGAAUUGGGGGAGCUGUUUCUCAUAUUUCAAUGUAUUUUAUAUUACCUAUUGCAGCUUUAAACAUCACGACUGGUGUUAAAUCUUAUUUUUGAAUACAUGAUAGACUUUAUGACAUUGGCAGUCUGCGUUGCCUCUUGCAGAGACAUGUUUUGCGACUCAUAUAAUAAUUUUGGUGGUAUGACAUUCACAUGAAAGUAUUAGUACAGCAUUGUACUAAAUGAUGUGAACAGAAAAACAACACAUUUGACCACAUACAUAUAAAUCAUUCAAAUUCCUCAUAAAAUUAAAGCCUAUACAAAUCUCACUUCAAUCUUUGAAUGUCUUUGACUGUUACAUUUUAUUUUUUUGCCACUGAGGAAACUGUUAAGGGGCUCCAUGAGACACAUGUAUGAUGUUUUAACAAAGUCAUUGAUGGACAAGUAUCUAAGCAAAAUUCUGUAGCACACCAUUUUUACUGCAGAAUAUGGAGAUAUUCAAGAAGGGGGAAAACGAUCUAAACAAUGUCACAACCUCCACUCUAUGCAUGUGUAGUCCUACAUUCUAAAAUAAAUACUACAGGAAAACCAACAAA
Messenger RNA from Osmerus eperlanus (European smelt), 2757 nucleotides. Its product is annotated as N-acyl-aromatic-L-amino acid amidohydrolase (carboxylate-forming) B-like. Gene Ontology annotation, molecular function: hydrolase activity, acting on ester bonds; aminoacylase activity. Lineage: Eukaryota; Metazoa; Chordata; Actinopteri; Osmeriformes; Osmeridae. The transcript has 7 exons. The coding region runs from base 463 to 1410 and encodes 315 amino acids. The record is from RefSeq and is a predicted model, not a curated record. Gene Ontology annotation, cellular component: cytosol.